CGAAAUUCGGAUACGCGUAUGGAAUAGAAACCGUCUCGGCGACGACAAUGACGUCCUUCUGGAAGCAUUGACAUGUUUCAUUCGGGGUCCCCCGCAAAUUGGCGUCUCGCUCGUCUGUGCCCGAAGCUCCAUCAAGCUUACCAAUUCAAACAGAGAGAGAGAGAGAGAGAGAGAACUGCUGGUGGUUCAAAAGCGAAUUACAAAACCAAUUCAGCAAUUCGGAAAAACGCGGCCGGCUUGGCCUCCCGGAUAAAGACGUUAGUAGUCUAGUAGCUUUGACUUGGUAUUCUUGACCUUGCCUCGAUAGGAAAGCCAGAAAAGACAUCCCUGGAAGAUCGUCGACAUAGGAAAAAACAACAGCCCACGAUGUGCUGUCGCUUUGGACACAGGGGAGAGAGUGCCAGUGUCGUGGUUGCUGUCCCAGCAGUUUGGAUAGUGUCACAGGAGUCCACUAGGUAUCUCAGGGCAAAUCCAUCUCGCGCCGUUCGGGUUUGUCUGUUACUCGCGUGGUGGUGGUAUGUUGACAGAAUGGUUCAACAUGAGAUGAAUCCCCACUUCCAACGCGACUGAACUGAGAUAUCCAGGCGCUAGCGCAGGGACUCAGGGCUUUGCUUGGCGGGUUCGAUAGGAUCAACGGCCGAUUUCUGAAAGAUUGGGUAUUUUUUUUCUUAUUUUUUUUUUUGCGCCAGCGCCAACAACAGAAAGGUGGGCAACAGGCGAGCCACUCGAAAUCCCUGUGCAUUCCCGGCCUUCCGGGAUGUCCACAGGCCCCGUUCGACCAGGGCCCACACGGCCCUCGCUCUAGCAUUUCUAGUCGGCCUGCUCCCGCCAUCGUCUUUUCCAUCGCCUUUGGCUUUUGUUGGUGUUGUCAACAGCUUCACCGCGCGCGCUACUCACCGAGGCACGCCGAAAACACACGCCGCCCGACCGCCCGCCAUGGCCACCAAUGCGACAAGCUUCACGUCGCCUCUGGCGACAAUCAAGUAUGGUGCCGUCCCAGUGCCACCACAGCUCGAGUAUGUCUUCGAGAUAGUCGCCAAUGCGAGUGUCUGGCAGAUCCUCGUCACACUUCUCGCGCUUGCCGUUGUCUAUGACCAGAUCCGGUAUAUCCUCAACAAGGGUACCAUCGUGGGUCCCGCCAUGAAGGUCCCCUUCAUCGGCCCCUUCCUCGAAUCUGUCAACCCCAAGUUCGAGGAGUACCACGCGAAAUGGCUGUCGGGUCCCCUGAGCUGUGUUUCCGUCUUCCACAAGUUUGUCGUCAUCGCCUCGACCCGCGACAUGGCCCGCAAGGUGUUCAACUCGCCCGCCUUCGUCAAGCCCUGCGUCGUCGAUGUCGCUCACAAGCUUCUCGGUGCCGACAACUGGGUCUUCCUCGACGGCAAGGCCCACGUUGACUUCCGCAAGGGUCUCAACGGCCUCUUCACCCGUCGCGCCCUCGAGAUCUACCUCCCCGGCCAGGAGGAGGUGUAUAACCGCUACUUCAAGUCCUUUAUUGACAUCUCCAAAGCCGCCAACUUCAAGCCCGUCCCCUGGAUGACCCAGUUCCGCGAGAUCAUCACGGCCGUCUCCUGCCGCACCUUUGUCGGCCACUACCUCGGCGACGAGGCCGUCAAGAAGAUCGCCGACGACUACUACCUCAUCACCGAGGCCCUCGAGCUCGUCAACUUCCCCAUCAUCAUCCCCUUCACCAAGACCUGGUACGGCAAGAAGGCCGCCGAUAUGGUCCUCGCCGAGUUCGCCCGUUGCGCCGCCAAGUCCAAGAUCCGGAUGGCUGCCGGCGGCGAGCCCAACUGCAUCAUGGACGCCUGGGUUGUCGAGAUGAUUGCCUCCAAGAAGUGGCGCGACGCCGAGGAGGCCGGCAACACCGAGGGUCUCACCAAGCCGACUCAUGUCCUUCGCGAUUUCACCGAUUACGAAAUCGCCCAAACCGUCUUCACCUUCUUGUUCGCCUCCCAGGAUGCCACCUCUUCUGCCGCCACCUGGCUCUUCCAGAUCAUGGCCCAACGCCCUGACGUCCUCGACCGCGUCCGCGCUGAGAACCUUGCUACCCGCAACGGAAACCCCAACGCCCCUGUUAACCUUGAGCAGCUCGAGUCCAUGACUUACACCCGCGCUGUGGUCAGAGAGCUCCUCCGCUACCGCCCACCAGUGCUCAUGGUUCCUUAUGUCGCCAAGAAGCCCUUCCCCAUCACUGACACGUACACUGCGCCCAAGGGCUCAAUGGUCAUCCCGUCGACGUACCUCGCUCUUCGCGACCCAGAAGUCUAUCAAAACCCCGAUGUCUUUGACCCCGAGAGGUACUACACCGGCGACGCCGAGGUCAAGGGCGCAAAGAACUACCUCGUGUUCGGCACAGGUCCUCAUUACUGCAUUGGUCAACAUUACGCCCAGAUGAAUCUUUGUCUCUUCUUGGGGAAGGCGAGUCUGCAGUUGGAGUGGGAGCACCAUGCCACGCCUUUGAGUGAGGAGAUUCAGGUUUUUGCGACGAUUUUCCCCAAGGAUCAUUGCCCGCUUGUGUUUAAGGAGAGGAGAUGGUAGAGGGGGGUGUGUGUAGAUAUUAAAGGGUUAAUUAUAGUAAGAGGAUGAAUGAUAUGAAACACAACCUAUCAGUGAUGAUGAAAAUAAUGGAGAGG
Podospora pseudocomata is the source of this 2633-nucleotide messenger RNA. RefSeq names its product RNA polymerase C-22 sterol desaturase (gene ERG5). The record is from RefSeq and is a predicted model, not a curated record. Gene Ontology annotation, molecular function: iron ion binding; heme binding; oxidoreductase activity, acting on paired donors, with incorporation or reduction of molecular oxygen. The transcript is spliced from 2 exons. Gene Ontology annotation, biological process: sterol metabolic process. The coding region runs from base 937 to 2538 and encodes 533 amino acids. Lineage: Eukaryota; Fungi; Ascomycota; Sordariomycetes; Sordariales; Podosporaceae.